UCCUGUUCUCAGAUUUGUCCUUGCGUGUCCAUCUCAUCGUCGUCUCCAAGCUGGCAUUCUGAGUUUAGAUUCCAUUCUGCCACUAUAUGUAGCCGGACAUGCAGUUCUUGGCUAUCGCGACACAGCGCGUGCACUGUUCCAUCGUUCAGGAUGCCUAGAGAGCGGCCUUUUCGCAUGCCCGGCGGCCGUGGCGGCGGCGGCGACAUCACGGUGCACGUCGAAUACCUGGCGCGCACCCUGAUGCAGAAGCAGGAGGGCGUGGCGGCGGAGGAGCAGCACCGGGCCAUGGCGACCAGCCACCGGCUGUCCCGCGUCCCCCUCCACCUCCGCAACAACAACGCCAAGGACUACACGCCGGGGUUCGUCGCCAUCGGCCCGCUCCACAGCCGCGACGACCGGCGCCUCCGCCCCGCCGAGCGGCUCAAGGUGGCGUACCUCAACAGCCUCAUCUCCCGCGGCCACCCCGACACGGCGCAACACCUCGCCGUCAUCCAGGAGUACAUCCGCGUCGUCGCCGCCCGCGAGCAGGAGGCCCGAGCAAUGUACGUCGGGGAGGACGUCGUCGAGAUUCCCCCUGAUGAGUUCAUCCAGAUGAUGGUGCUCGACGGCUGCUUCAUCAUCGAGCACCUCAUCAACGUCGCCACGGGCCACGAGGAACCGUCGCUGCACGCCACGCCCUUCGGCCCCGCGCAGCUCUCCGUCGAUCUCGUCCUCGCCGAGAACCAGAUGCCCUUCUUCCUCCUCGUUGAUCUCAUCGCCAGAACUAAGCUGCCGGAGUUCGAGGCCACCGGCUACCCCGCGCCGGUGCUGCUCGUGAAGCUCGUGCUGUACUACCUGGCCGGCGAGAAGGGCCGCGACAUGAGCGAGGCGCUGCCGCCGGCCGAGGGGGUCUCCCACGUCCUGCACCUGCUCCACGCGAUGAUCACCGCGGCGCGGACACGGUGGGAGCCGCCGCCCCGCACCAUCCAGGACGGCGUGGUGAUAGAGACGGCACAGGAGGCGGCACGGCUGCUGCGCCGCAUCCCGCUGCUGCUGUUCGUGCCGCUGCUGUACCCGAUCCUCCCCGAGGACAAGAAGUGGAGCGCGAGCUACGGGAAGGAAGACGUGCCGUCGGCGAGCGACCUGAAGCGGAUGGGCGUGCAGUUCAAGAAGGCGCGCGCCGGCAGCGGGAGCAAGGCGCUGGCCGGCAUCGCGUCGGUGCUGGGGCCCGUGCCGCUCGCCGUGAAGCUGACGCAGCACGAGGACCGGCUCCACCUCCCCCAGCUGCGGAUCGAGUUCCGCACGGCGCCGCUGCUGCUGAACCUGAUGGCGUUCGAGCAGUCGGCGUCAGCCUCGAUGAAGACGCCGAUGGACGUGUCGGCGUACGUGUGCUUCAUGGCGAAGAUGGUGCAGUCGGCGGAGGACGCGGGGGUGCUGGCGGCGGCGGAGGUGGUGCAGCAGCACGGCGGCGCGGGCAACGAGACCAAGGAGGCCGUGGCGAGGUUUUUCCGGACGAUGGGCGUGGCGAGCGAGGCGGCGGCCGGCGGCGAGCUGCUGGUGACGAGCUACCUGUGCGUGCUGCUGGAGAAGCUGCGGGAGCGGAGCCGCCACCCGCUGUACGUCAUGUGGGCCGACGUGCAGCGGAACUACUUCACGCUGCCGUGGGCCGUCGUCAUCGAGGUCGUCGCCCUCGUCACCUUCGUCUCCACCAUGGUCCAGACCUACACCUCCGUCAAGUACCACAGCUGAAAUGCACCACCAGUCCACAGCGUGUCCAUAAUCUUUGCCAGACUGACUGUUUGGGCUCGUGUUCUCCCACAUUCUAGCCCACGGGCCCAUGUUCCUUGCGUGUGCAUAUACAAGAGGAGUGAUUUGACUUUUUAUUUAGCAUA
Messenger RNA from Triticum aestivum (bread wheat), 1871 nucleotides. RefSeq lists its product as uncharacterized. The record is from RefSeq and is a predicted model, not a curated record. The transcript has a single exon. NCBI's taxonomy places the organism in Eukaryota, Viridiplantae, Streptophyta, Magnoliopsida, Poales, Poaceae. Bases 151 to 1728 code for a protein of 525 amino acids.